UCACCAAACGGAAAAAAGAGGAACUUCAUCUCACUGAACAUCAAUAUUAAAAUGUGCGCAAUGACAACUUCCUUUUCCGUGCUUACAGAUCCUCAGAGGGAUAGUACAACGAUCAUACCGAUCAGAACCCUUGGCUCAGCAAAGAGAUAGGCAUCCAAUAUAUGCUUCUAUUUUCUUGGAAUACAGGACGGAUAUUUCCAGAUAUGUUAUCUGAGGGAUACCUUUACAAAAUUCAGUCAUGGUAUGAAGAUGGCAUAGCAAAACUGCAUUCAGAGGAGGUGACGGUGACUAGAGAAAGAAAAGAACUGGCCGGGGUGUGUACUCUAAAUUGUACAGUUGCAUAUGAGACCGGAAGCAGAAGAGUUUUUAGGAGAUAUGGGUCUGUUGGAAAAAAAGCUCCAGAAAUACAAGGGAAAAAUACUGCCCAAAGCUCCAUGGAGACACAGUUGUUGCAAGAAAUGGAAAAUCCUGUGUAUGAAACUGAUCAAUCAUUCCCUGGCAGUGUAAGUGCAAACUCACCGUCUAAUAAAGAUACAUAUCUGGUGCCAUCAUCCUGUAAAAAUAUCUGUAGAGACUAUAGUGACUUGCAUGUAGCCGGGGAUCAGGUCAUGGCUAUAAACUCAGUAAUGACUGACUUCACUUGUGAACCCAGCUUUGAAUUUGGUGAAGGGCCAUUUCUUCAAUCUUCUCAGAUUCCCUCAGCUAUGGAUUCUGUAUGUGUGGCAACAAAUGAUUUGCCGCGUAAGCUUUCUAAACACGAGUCCUCCAACUGGAAAGUGAGCAGCACUAAAGACAAGAGCAUCAUGAACCAAGAGCAACCCUUGUCCAAUUCCAUACUCAAUGAAUACUUGGAGCGGAAAGUCAUUGAACUCUACAAGCAGUACAUGAUGGACAUGAGCUGCAGUACAUCUGCUCAUAUUAUGGAAUCAGAGCUCAUCAUGAAUAAUGUGCAGCAGAUCAGUAUGCAGCUGUCACGAGAACAAAAUAUGGAAACCAACAAAGCUAAAGACAUGGUCAUCAGUUUUCUGCUCAGGCUUGCAAGUGAAAAACAAUCUAAUUUUAUCAGUACUCCUGAUCUGCAGAUAUCAUCCAAUUUAGCCUAAUCACAGGCAUUUACAGGGGUUGGCAGUUACAUGCAGACAUCAGAUUUGUGUAAAGAUACACAUGCUCACAUUGCUCUAGUGUGUAUUGUGCAUGGGACAUGCCAUUUGAGGCGAUCAUGUGUUACAGUAGUUUUCAUCAUCUUUUUGUUCCUGCAAAAUAUAUUAUAUCGUAUCCCCGACCCCAACACAUAUAUGUCACAAACAUGUAAACUGUACUGUGUGUCUGACUUCUGUAUAGAGCAGGGGUAUUAAAUAAAAAUUCACGGAGGUCCGAUCUGUACAAUUUUCUUCCAGCAAAGGUUCGAAUCACACGUUUGUCCAAUGACUCAGGUCCUUCCUAUCACAGCCCCCAUCCUUUUAUAUCACAAUCCUGUUAUUACAUCAGUGUCCUCUGUUGUGUUCUGUACCCCCAUUCACAUCACCACCAUAGAGCACUGCCCCCCCACAGCAGUGUUCUGUGCCCCUCUCAAAUCACCCC
This is a messenger RNA of Rana temporaria (common frog), 1581 nucleotides long. It is a transcript of the gene TASL, whose product is annotated as TLR adaptor interacting with endolysosomal SLC15A4. The transcript is spliced from 2 exons. The record is from RefSeq and is a predicted model, not a curated record. NCBI's taxonomy places the organism in Eukaryota, Metazoa, Chordata, Amphibia, Anura, Ranidae. Bases 162 to 1103 code for a protein of 313 amino acids. Gene Ontology annotation, biological process: regulation of toll-like receptor signaling pathway.